AUGGUCUCUGAAGAUACUAUCAUGCAGUCGCCGCAGGACGAGCACAAAAUUCAUGAGCAAACCCCAACAUCAACGGGAGUUGAAGUUGACAAUUCUCAGGAUGCUCAUGGCCAAACACCAGAUGCAACGCAAGAACCCGAAACGGCAGACGGAACACCUGCUACCGACCCACACCAGUCUUCGCUAGGCAUCACAGUCCAAAAAAGAAGAAGGGUCACAAGAGCCUGCGAUGAGUGCCGUCGUAAGAAGAUAAAAUGCGACGGCAAGCAACCUUGUACCCACUGCACUGUCUAUAGUUAUGAAUGCACAUACGACAAACCGUCAAACCGACGAAGAAAUCCUGCCCCUCAAUAUAUCGAAGCCCUCGAAUGUCGACUCCAGAAAGCCGAGAGGCUCCUGAGAGCACUCGUACCUGAGAUUGACCUGGACGACCCGCGCUAUGACGGAUGUUGUGUUGAAGAAAUACUUUCCCUCCUCAAAAAUAAAACGCCAGAUCCUCCUAAAAAGCCUGAGCCGAAGUUACCGGUAGUCUCGGAACAGUGUGACGAAUCACUCCUCGAGUCAAUGGUGGAUAAUACAGGCUCCCUUGACCUGGACGACGAAGGACACUGGGAUUACCAUGGCCAUUCCUCGGGGCUUAUCUUUGUGAGAAGGGUGCGAAAGCAAAUUGGAAAUAUUGCUUUAGAAGGGCAGCUGCCGCAGAAGUUGCCCCGUUUGCCCCUCAGGCUUGAGAAAAUGAAAUCAACUUCUGAGUCUCCUAUCGACACACAUUUGUCUCCUGUGCAUGACUUACCAUCGAAGAAGGAGGCACGGAAAUUUUGCACCCAUGCACUUGAAGACGCCUGCUGUAUAAUGCGCUUCUUGCAUAAACCAACCUUUUGGGCAAUGUUCGACCGAAUAUACGAUACUCCGCUAGAACAGUUCUCAAAUGAGGAGAACAGCUUCUUGCCCCUUCUAUAUCUUGCGCUUGCUGUCGGAUGUCUUUUCCGAGGACCCGGUGACUGCACUUUGGAGAAAUCUGGCUACGAAAGUGCCGUGGAUCAAGGUUUCCAAUAUUUUAGAGCUGGUCGACAGUUGCUUGAUAUUACCGAGUGUCGUGACUUGACCUCUCUUCAAGCUGUCUGCUUCAUGAUUCUCUUCCUACAGGCUUCUGCCAAUAUUAGAACCUGUUAUUCAUACAUUGGAAUUGCACUUCGUGCUGCCGUUCGCCUAGGCCUCCACCGUUCGGUCUCUGUCAAGUUCAACCCCAUUGAGCUUGAAACUCGCAAGCGAAUUUUCUGGGUCGUCCGAAAGAUGGAUGUACAUGUUAGCACCAUCCUGGGUCUCCCAUCAAUGCUAAGUGAGGAUGACAUCGACCAAACCUAUCCUAUCGCCGUUGAUGAUGAAUUUAUCACAAAGGACGGCAUCUUGCCUAUGCCAGCCAAUUACAUUUGCCUAAUGGAGGGUGCAAAUGCACACAUGAGGUUGGGCCAUAUUAUGCUGAAAGUGAUGAAGUAUAUAUAUCCUGUCAAAGUCACAACACAUGGCGAUAACCACACCUAUAUGGUAAGCCAUUCCAAAAUCCGGGAACUUGAACGAGAUCUUCAGAAAUGGAUGGAGGCACUUCCCGACGCCUACAGGCCAGGCGGGGAGGCGGCAAUUGAGGUUGAGCGAAUGAGACAACUCCUUCGUAUAUGCUACGCUCACGUUCAGAUGGUUAUGUACCGUCCUUUCUUACACUAUGUCACAGGCGGCUCCAAGGGCCAAGAAAUUGACAAACGCUCUUAUGCUUGUGCUGCUGCUUGUGUUAGUGUAGCGCGAAAUGUUGUUCAUAUCACUGCUGGUAUGAAAAAGAAACAGCUUCUCAACGGAUCGUACUGGUUUACGAUGUAUACGACUUAUUUUGCUAUCUUAACGCUCCUCUUCUUUAUCCUCGAAAACCCAGAAUCUGCGGCGGCCAAGGAUGGGAUUCUGAAAGAUGCGUUAGAGGGUAAAAAUGUGUUAGCUGGUCUCGCAAAGAAGAGUAUGGCUGCAGAUCGAUGUGCCCAGAGUUUGAAUUCUAUGUUUAAAUACCUUCCGGAGAGACUUCGAAAUAGGCAAGCUCUUUCAUCUUCGCAAAUCAACCGGAAGCGUACCCAAACACCCACUCCUAUUUGUUCGAACAGUUCUUCAGGAAAUGGGAACAAGACGCCACCCCUGCAGACUAAAAUACCCUUGGAGUUCAAUGCAACUCUUCCACAACGGGCAAGCACCUUUCCUUUACACAUCACACCAAGCAGAGACGCUCCAGGCCAAAAUUCUCAAGCUGGUGAUACGCCAGUGGAAAAUGCAAAUAGCACCCCCAAUGGCCCGUUUAAAUGGACGGCUGCUAUGCAGGGCUUAUUUGGCCCAUCUCCAUCUACAUCCCAGGUGUCAUCUUUGGUCGAUGACGAACAAAGUCACCUGUCAUCCCCUUCUUUACCUACAGUAGGAGGUAUUGGGAACCAGCAAUCGCAACCUUCAAACAAGCAAGAUAUAUCAUUUUCACCGCCGUUCGAUAGCCUGGCGCCCCUACCGGACCUUAUGCCCAUGAUGUUUCCUUCCGAUGACCCAUUGGCCUAUCCCAACCAACCAAUGUCAACCCUAGAGGAUGACCACUUCAAACAGGACAAUCACAACAAUGGUAGCCAGGGCCAGUAUAUGUUCUCUCCCAAUGCAUCCAUUCAGUCUGUGCUGGAAGGUGAUGGCUUGAAUAAAUCCAACUCAUCCUCCUCACCUUCCUUUGCAAAUACCCCGGGAUUGUCUAUCGUCACUCCGACGUCCUCGCAUGACCCAGCGUCAACAAACAGUCUACCUCCCCAUCUCAAAGCAGUAUCUACCACCUUCCCAGGGAAUACACAGAGUCCGACAUCAGGACCUCAACAAAGUACAAAUAACUACCCAUUCAUGGGCAACCCCGACCUUGUCACAAUACCCGGCCACUCCUUCAUCUGGCAAAACCUUGCUGCACAAGGAGCCCCGAAUAAUACAUACCAGUACCCUAUAGCUGAUCCUCCUUUCCAGACCACAUCAGACGACUUCGUAAUGGGCCUUGGUGCUGGCCUAGAUAUGGCCCUAGACACGGAUAUGAAAUUUGAUAACUUACUAGAUCAAUUCGGCGGCGCAAGCACCAACAUUAGCGGAGAUAUAAAUGGAGAUGGAAAUAUGGGCACGUCUUCGAAUGAUUGGAGUCAAUGGGGAACCUGGAAUUCGAACAGUGGUGAUAGCAGCAUCAACAACAAUGUUAGUAACAAGGACUAA
Nannizzia gypsea CBS 118893 is the source of this 3258-nucleotide messenger RNA. RefSeq names its product transcriptional activator Mut3p. The record is from RefSeq and is a predicted model, not a curated record. The transcript is spliced from 5 exons. Gene Ontology annotation, cellular component: nucleus. Gene Ontology annotation, molecular function: sequence-specific DNA binding; zinc ion binding; DNA-binding transcription factor activity, RNA polymerase II-specific. Gene Ontology annotation, biological process: positive regulation of transcription by RNA polymerase II; DNA-templated transcription. Lineage: Eukaryota; Fungi; Ascomycota; Eurotiomycetes; Onygenales; Arthrodermataceae. The coding region runs from base 1 to 3258 and encodes 1085 amino acids.